Paraglomus brasilianum is the source of this 798-nucleotide messenger RNA. The record is from the annotation of a GenBank genome assembly. NCBI's taxonomy places the organism in Eukaryota, Fungi, Glomeromycota, Glomeromycetes, Paraglomerales, Paraglomeraceae.
AUGCCCCCGUCCCCUAAACAACCUCUUGGACUUCGUAUUAAGGAACUGGUGCAGCAUUUCCAAUUUGUCUGGUGGAUAGGACAUUGUACCGUUGUAAUUAGUACAUUUGCUUAUUUCCUCAACUUGGUUCUAUGGCGUUCUGAGGAGGCAGCAUGGUGGUAUUAUUGGGCUUAUCGGGGCGCGAUAUUAAGUUAUGGGAUUGUUGUCUACAAGUCAUAUGGGCUUCCUUCUUGGGAUUGGGAUUACAUCAGAAGCAUCAAUCGGGAUGAGAAUAUAUUCUAUCUUGCAUUGGCUCUAGUAUGGCAUUCUUAUCCACCAAUUAUAGCUACUCUUAUACCGAAUGCCACAUUCUCUCUAUUUCACUUUCUUACAUAUCUCCGCACCAAUGUCAUUCCCACAUUUGCACCACAAGCUGCAUCAAGCCCUCGAGCUGGGACUAAGCCUGCUUUAAGUGGUCUCUCAAAGUCAAUCCAGACUUGGGUCAAUACUUAUUACGAGGGGGCUAUGCGGAUAGUGAGCUUCACCGAAGUAGUUGUUAUUACAGCAUCAUUGAUUUGGAAUAUAAUCACACUCCAAGUGCCGUUAUAUACGCUUCUUAUCUACGGCUUCUUUUUGCGAAUCAGAUAUCAUAUGAAUCAAUACACUAAACGUACAUUCUCUCAUCUUGGGCAGAGGUUGGACAGUUGGCUGUUGCCUCCUUCGGCUGAUUCGAGAAUUCCGCCAUAUGUAACAAACGCAUAUCGACAUGCAAAAACAGCAGUUGCGUGGUUUGGACAGGUACACCCCGUGCGACGAUAA